Manduca sexta (tobacco hornworm) is the source of this 972-nucleotide messenger RNA. RefSeq lists its product as uncharacterized. The transcript has 2 exons. Lineage: Eukaryota; Metazoa; Arthropoda; Insecta; Lepidoptera; Sphingidae. The record is from RefSeq and is a predicted model, not a curated record. The coding region runs from base 450 to 830 and encodes 126 amino acids.
CUCGCACAUGUCAUAAUAUGAAACUUGGCGUUGUUCGGCUUCCACAUUGCGAUAAUUCUGAAUUUGCGCCGGCGUACCUUCGUUAUGUGAAAAUCACGUGACAUUUCAUGUAUCAGCUGCAAUUACAACAUUGGUACAGAAUUGAAAUUAUUAUUAAUUAUUAAUCUUGAACUUAGAGCUAUCUGAAAAAUUUAAGACAGGGUUCCUAAAUGAGUAUGAACUUGUAAUACAGUAAUUUAAAAUUAAUAAAUAAAUAGAUGCUUUUUUCGAAAAAAGCUUUAUAUCACACUUAUCUGAUAAGGAAUAGAUCUAUGAUGUCAUGACACAUGUAAAAUGAUUAUUGAUAAAACAUUGGUUACCGACUCUGGUUACCAAAGUGACAUUUCUGCCAAUAAACAAAUAAAGUCAUCCAAAUUUUGGCAACCUACAUUAUUAAAUUUAUAUAAAUCAUGACUGAGCAACCAGCAGAACAAAAAAGACGUGUUCCUCUAUACCCGGGAUUUCCCGAAUUAGCCAGAUCUGACGUUAGCAUCUAUCCGGCAUAUUCAAGACUAGCUCUAGCUUACCGCGUGGUCUGCCGUCAUCGAUACCAUUGGGCGAAGGUAGCGCAGCGCAAACAGUUCAUGCGGGAGCUGCAUAGCUUCGAGAGGCUCCAGUCGAAUGCGCUGGACGGAGUGAGAGUGCACCGCGAAUUCUCUCAAGGAAUCCUCUCGCACGUGAUCCCACCGCGCCGGUACAUACAGAAGUUGACCCCUGACCCCCUCACUUCUAAAGAGAGGAUGCGUGUAGAAGAAAUUAUAAGCGGGAAGGUAAAUUUCAAUCAGAAAUAAGAAAAAGGCGACUAGCAGUUUGUUAAAUUAUUUUAGAAUAUAUUUGUUUAUAGUUUUUCAUUAUUAUUUGUAAGAAAUUUGUUGCGGGAAUCUUUAUUUACAAUGAAUCUCUGAAUAAAUAAAUUUAUUAUAGUUCUGAAAA